Messenger RNA from Scatophagus argus, 5217 nucleotides. RefSeq names its product cAMP-specific 3',5'-cyclic phosphodiesterase 4B-like. The record is from RefSeq and is a predicted model, not a curated record. The coding region runs from base 865 to 3165 and encodes 766 amino acids. Gene Ontology annotation, molecular function: 3',5'-cyclic-AMP phosphodiesterase activity; transmembrane transporter binding. Gene Ontology annotation, cellular component: nucleus; perinuclear region of cytoplasm; cytosol. Gene Ontology annotation, biological process: signal transduction. Lineage: Eukaryota; Metazoa; Chordata; Actinopteri; Scatophagidae. The transcript has 18 exons.
ACAAUGUCUAGCUUAUUAAUCCUUUUCAUUUUCUGCUUUUGCGUCUGCUUGCUUCUAGAGAUUAAACUAUUAGACAUGACUAAUAAACAAUAAAACUGUUAAAUGCUUUAAGAUGCUAUCAGUAAAAUGAUUCUGGUGUAGAUGUAAUAUGAUGAAACACUCAAGUCUUGUCUUUGAACUAAAUAUAAAGUGUGAUGGUGACUUUGGUCAAUUCCUCAGUGCAGUGCAUGCUAGUUCCCAGCAGUCCUUUUAGUGAGAACUGCAGCUAUUAUUUUCAAGGUCAGAAGGAGAAACUGUUGUAUCUUAGGGAUAUAUUUCUGCAGUGAUAAAGCAAGAUUGUGCAAUCUCUUUUGUUUGGCCAUUAAAGAUUAGCUCAGUGUCAGAAAAUGACCUCAAAGCUUUUUUGUGAAAAGUUUACUUUGGAGCAGAAAGAGACAAUGCUUCAAAGUAUAUUUGUGAAUAGUCAAGGCCAGUACACAAUUUUAAACUGAUAGAUGAAUUAUUUUACCAGGGGACAGACUUGUGUGUUCAGACUGCAGUUUCCAAGGUGUGAAUAAAGUGGGUGUGGUGUUGCUUGAAUUAAACAAAUAUGAACAGGCCCAACAGGCAAGCAGGUCCUAUUGCUCCUCUCUCAAUAGCUGCCGUGUCUUGUGACUAGCAGUGCUCACUUCCUCAUUUUACACUCACCAUUUGAUGCAUGAGUAUAUGAAGGCUAAAAUAAAAUACAGAUUAAUUUUGCACUGAAUGGAUCAAAGCUGGGCGUGCUGGUGAGGCUGCCCAGAACAGGAGAAACAGGACAGAACUGCGUUUUCUGAGGAAGGAUCAAGACGUAGAGAGAGAGAGUCUGACUGAACAUUCCUCAGGAUGAAGAAAAGCAGUAGUGCACAGGGAGUUACACCAGGCGAUGAGAACAAGGAGGCUCCUGUGGGACAAGUUUCUACAGGCAGCACCCUCGGGGCAGAGCUGUGCAAAGUCCACAGGCGGUUCUCUGGUAACCUGCAGUUGCCUCCGUUGUCAUGGCGACAGGCAGAAAAGGAGAGGGACAGGGUCAGAUCGCUAACGCCUGAAGAAGAUCCAGUGACCCAGACAAGACCCACAAGCCUGCCCAUCGCCUCUCUGCCCCGCAUCGACAUCACACAGGCUGACCCUGACAGUAAUAGCUGUGACCCUGUGCCCUGGAGAAGAGCUCACUUUUUCCAAGACAUCAGAUGCUUUGAAGUGGAGAAUGGCCCAUCAUUGUGCUGCAGUCCUUCAGACCCACAGGCAUCCCCAGGCUCUGGUCUGGUCCUACAUCCCAACCUGGCAGGCCAUGGCCAGCGCCGGGAGUCCUUUUUGUACCGCUCUGACAGCGAAUACGACCUGUCCCCCAAGUCCUUGUCGAGAAACUCUUCCAUUGUCGGAGAACUGCAUGGAGAGGACUUGAUUGUGACUCCUUUUGCCCAGGUUCUGGCGAGCCUUCGAACGGUCAGGAACAACUUCACCACCCUGACGAAUGUGCAAUGUGCAUCCUCCAAAAAGUCUCCUGCUGCCAGUCAGCCCUCUGUCACCAAAGUCUGUCUGUCAGAUGAGUCUUACCAGAAACUGGCAAUGGAGACCAUGGAGGAGCUGGACUGGUGUCUGGACCAGUUGGAGACCAUCCAGACCUACCGCUCAGUCAGUGACAUGGCCUCCAACAAGUUCAAGAGGAUGCUGAAUCGAGAGCUAAGUCACCUGUCUGAGAUGAGUCGCUCAGGCAACCAAGUGUCAGAGUACAUCUCCAACACCUUCCUAGACAAGCAGAAUGAGUUGGAGCUUCCGUGUCCAGUUCCUAAGUCAAGGGAAAGGAAGAGGAGGCAGGGCCAGCAGCAGCAGCAGCAGCAACAGAGUGGGAUGAUGACUCAGAUCAGUGGGGUGAGGAAGGUCAGCCACACACCCAGCAUCUCUGGAAGCUCCAGCAGUCGUUUCGGGGUGAAGACGGACCAGGAGGAACUGCUGUCAAAGGACCUGGAGGACAUCAACAAAUGGGGCCUGAAUAUCUUUAGAGUGGCCGAGCACUCCCAUAACCGACCGCUCACAUGCAUCAUGUACACCAUCUUUCAGGAGCGAGACCUGAUGAGGACGUUCAAGAUUCCAGCGGACACCUUUGUGACGUUCAUGCUGACCUUGGAGAGCCACUAUCACUCCGACGUGGCCUACCACAACAGCCUACAUGCCGCAGACGUAGCCCAGUCAACACAUAUCCUCCUGUCCACGCCUGCACUGGAUGCAGUCUUCACUGAUUUGGAGAUCCUGGCAGCCAUUUUUGCUGCAGCCAUUCACGAUGUUGACCACCCAGGGGUGUCCAACCAGUUUCUCAUCAACACCAACUCCGAGCUGGCUCUGAUGUACAACGAUGAGUCAGUGCUGGAGAACCACCACCUGGCUGUGGGCUUCAAACUGCUGCAGGAAGAGAACUGCGACAUCUUCCAGAACCUCAGCAAGAAGCAGAGGCAGACACUCCGGCGGAUGGUCAUAGACAUGGUAUUGGCAACUGACAUGUCCAAACACAUGAGUCUGCUGGCUAAUCUGAAGACAAUGGUGGAAACCAAAAAGGUGACCAGCUCUGGAGUCCUGCUGUUGGACAACUACACAGACAGGAUGCAAGUUUUGCGCAACAUGGUUCACUGUGCAGACCUGAGCAACCCAACCAAGCCUCUGGAUCUGUACCGGCAGUGGACAGACAGGAUUAUGGAUGAGUUCUUUCACCAGGGAGACAGAGAGAGAGAGAGGGGUAUGGAGAUCAGUCCCAUGUGUGACAAACACACAGCUUCGGUGGAGAGAACACAGGUUGGCUUCAUCGAUUACAUCGUCCACCCUCUGUGGGAGACGUGGGCCGACCUGGUCCACCCUGAUGCCCAGGACAUCCUGGACACACUGGAGGACAACAGGAACUGGUACCAGAGCAUGAUCCCCCAGAGUCCCUCCCCUCCGUUCUACACCAACGACGAGGAGGGUGGUCCACAUGAGGAGGUGGAGGGGGGGCCUGCGACGAGUAAAUUUCAGUUUGAACUGACGCUGGAGGACCAGGAUGGAGAUGGAGAAAGCGGGGUGAUGGAGACAGCUGACAGCGUGUUGCUCCGAGACCAUCCUUCUGGUCUGGAUGCAAUAGAAAUGGCGGCACGUGAUGUGUCCCCCGCAGAAACAUAGCUGAUGAACUGAUGGAGUUCUUAGAGUGCAGCAGCUUUUGCUGUUUUGGCUGAAUUCAUUUAAUUGCAGUAGAGCAAUCCUGCAAUCUGGCUCUUUGGAGCUGCCUGGCAAAGAGGGCCUGAAUGAAUGUGGGGCACCCCUGCAAACGAGGCUUGGAAACCCUGUGACAGUUUGUUUUUGAGCUCCCUAGAAGGGAGAUGGAAGAGUGUAGCGUCUAUUCUUUAAGGAAUGUCACUGCAGAGACAGGGCUGAAUCUUCUCGCAGACAAAGAAGUUGAAGAGGACGACAUGUAUCCGUGUACUGAGACCAGUAAAAAGAAUUUGCACUUCAAGACAUUUUUUAAUGCUCAUUUAGGUAUUGUGUCGGGAUCGGAUGUCACCUGGUGAAGUGUCCAAACAAAACUACUGGUCAGCAAUUUCUUUGUAACCAAGUUGUUUUUUUCUAACACUCGUCAAAAAAACAAAAACAAAAAAAAAAAGGAAAGAAAGACAGAAAAAAAAGUUUUGUGCCUUUUUUUAAACAACCAUGUCUUUUUGUAAGUGUUUUUAUAAUUUAUUGAACACAUUCAUGUAGCUGUAAAAUGUGUCAAAUUUUCUACAAAAAGGACACAUUUGUCUCACGCAGUCUUCCUGAUGUUCUGGCAAUAGUAUAAGCUUGUUCACACAAAAGCGUCCGGUGGAUGUAUUUCAAACAUCAGUUGACUUCCCAGCACAAUUUGCACUUUGUGUCACAGGACGAAGAGUGGACAGAAAACAUUAUAGUAAACCUCUUAAACCAAAAUCAUGAAUUAACAAUAUAUUUUUUCUCCAAUAAUUAGUUUCAUAAGCUAUUAGAUAACUCAGAUCUCCUGAAAGUGUGUUUUUGAGAACAAAAACAUGGGAUUAAAUGUUUGAAAAACUCCAAAGAUUCUGUACAGAAAGCACUUUGAUGAUCUCACUGCCGCCUCUGAAAAGUGUGAUCCCACACUUUAAGAGUCACCAGUGUAACAAGUCAAACUUCCAAGCAGAAACCAGAUUGAUCUCUCACAUUUUCCCGUAGCUGGAUGAACGGUUUGGGCAAAUGAAAGCCAGUUAUGUGUCACCAAAAUGAUCCAGGUUUAAAAAUCUUGCGUUGUGCUGAGCUAUUCCAGUAUAAAUAAAUCUGUUUCCUCCUUGUAAUUCCCCUUCUCAUUAGCUCACACACCUGUUGCGGUUGACAUCAUUCCAUUCUCAUGAGCACCCUUCGCACCGUGACUCAUUUUGAACAUUGAACGACUGUGCGCACAUUUUAAACACACGCCUGUUAGUGAUAGGUUAAUUGUGUCUUGUAGUUUUUAUUCCAGCACUUUGAAUAUGUCGACAGUUCCGCAGCUGGUUGCUGAUCUGUCCAACACUACCUUAAAGGUACCACAUUGUAAGGUGCAACCUUCCGAGUAAAGGGGACAUAACGUCUCCUGUGUGUCUGCGUGUGUGCAUGUGAGUGUGUAUGUAAGUGGUCACAGAGUUGCACAAUCUUGUUGCACCCAGCUGUAUUGUGCUGACCCUUCAGCUGUUUGUAACAGUGUAUUUAUCUGUAUUUAUCUUAUUCUUGUAUAUGAUAAUAUUGAUAUUGAUUGUUAAUAUUCCCUGUAUAUUUCUUAUUAUUUAUACGCACUACCACGUAUCAAAUCAGUUUGACUGAACUUGUCUGGUGGUUCUGAUUUGUUGUAUUUUGCAAGCUAUUUUGCUAACAUGAAGUUUUGACAAUUUGAAAUGUAUGUUUGAUUUUAAAGAUUUCAGCCAGAAAUGUUUGUGUAGUCUGAACCAACAACGCCUCAUGUGAGGUGCAGAAGAAGCUUUUUGUUUUUUGUCUUUUUUUUGUUCCUGGCAGAUUACGAAGGCUGGAUAUUUACUGCAGUAUAUUGUGUACGGUGACGGGUCAUUGUACAGCUAUAUUUGCUUAAAUAUAUAAACAUUGUUUCAGAUAUAUUUUUUCAGUGUUUUCCUCACAGUAUAUGGUAAAAAAUGGUGUAUGUAUGUUGUGCUCAACAGAUGUUUUCUAUCAGAUUAUUAAAUUGGGCAUGUAUUACAGAAA